This is a messenger RNA of Eleginops maclovinus (Patagonian blennie), 4109 nucleotides long. RefSeq names its product coiled-coil domain 40 molecular ruler complex subunit (gene ccdc40). The record is from RefSeq and is a predicted model, not a curated record. Gene Ontology annotation, biological process: epithelial cilium movement involved in determination of left/right asymmetry; axoneme assembly; heart looping. Gene Ontology annotation, cellular component: cytoplasm; cilium. NCBI's taxonomy places the organism in Eukaryota, Metazoa, Chordata, Actinopteri, Perciformes, Eleginopidae. The coding region runs from base 1694 to 3922 and encodes 742 amino acids. The transcript is spliced from 15 exons.
GCCAGGCAUGCAGCUAAAGCUAACCUAUUGGGGUAAAAAAACUGAAACCUAAACUGAAGGCUCUGUGUCCCUAUAGGUUACCUUUAGCGGCCGGUCCACUAUGUUGCACCAAAUUUCCUAAUUUGUUUACCUAUGAACAACAUGUAGUGACUAUGGGAACCACACAUUUUAACCAAUGGGCCUAUACCUGAAUUAUUCCAUUAUAAUGAGCACUUUGCAUUUAUUACUACCUCAUGUACUUCAAAGAGUGCUGGCCAUCUUGCCUGGAAGUCGUGGAUCAUGGUUGUGUCAACUACCACUCAUGUCUUCUGUAUGCAAAUGUCUGCCAUUUUCAUCCUUACCACCUCCCUGUUGUUGUUCCUCCUCUUAACAUCAGAAAUAAUCUGUUUCCCCAGUAGGAUAAGGGAGACAGUAGUUGACCUCUGACCGCUUAGGUUUAUGUAUUCCAAGAACAGGACUUCCUUGGCCCCCUGGUUUUCGCUUGAGAGAGUUGACCAUCAUCUCAGGACACCCCAGUUUCCUCAAGUCAGUGCGGUAAAUUCCCAGUUUAUUAUUCAAGCUGUAUUUCUACCCAGCAUAUCCAGUGAAGCAGUGUUUUUCAGCCAGGCAGGGGUGCUUGGAGAUGAGGGCCUUCCCAACCAUGCUAAACUGCUUGUCAAUGACAUAAAAACUGUACCGGACUACUUCUUGAAUUAGUCCCUUAAGAAUGUCUGAUUUCAGUUUGGGGUCUAAAUCUUUAUUAAGCAAGGUACCUUUCUCCCUGUAAGCUGCAUUAGCCUGUAGAAGUUUCAGCUCCGAAUCAUAGCUAAACAGAGGACAAUGGAAGGUGCUGGGCCAAAGUGAUCCUGUCCCAGAUGUCUCGGACUCUGGUGCGGACAGUAUGUCAGUGACAAUACUCCCAGAGGACGAGGAUUGGGGGGGGACCGUGAGGCAUGGAAGUGCCAGAAGUCGAGGUGGAGAGGCGAGCAGUGGAGUUGGAGGGGCCACUGGCAUGCAAAGGAGUUGAGACGUCUGAUGAAGGAAAUACUCUAAUGGUCCCUAAUAUAAGAAUCAGUUAGGACCAGAGCCUGAUGACACGGCCCCCCAGUUUCAGCCUGUCCACACUGGUUUGGAUGACUAUCCUGCAGACACACAUUCAGGUCAGUCACACACACACAGGGUACAAUUUCAACCUAUUUUGUCCUCUGGCCAAAUGGCUAUUUAAGGAGGACAUUUUACCCCCCACUGAACAGAUACCAUUUUAUUUUUGGCAGCUUUUUUUGACUGUUAAUGGUUCUAAUCUGGAGCCCUGUUUGGGACUUAAAGUCAACACAGUUUGGAACAGCAUUGCACAUUGCAAUACAAUAUCAUUUAUGAUCCUAAGCUGACUUAAAUUAGCAAGUGUAGCACAGAAAUCAGACUUGACAUACAGGAAAAAAUGUAAAACUGCAAAUUUAAACUGGUUUGAUUAGGAUUCCUUUUUGUUAAAAAACCUUAUUUCCUUUUAAUUGAUUCAGAUUGGCUAAAAAUGUUACUUUCCAAGAGAAUGUCCCUAUAUGUAGGAGAACCCCCCCCCCCCCCCCCCAAUAUGUCCAUUUAUAUUACACAUGAAAGACAAACAAAAAAUACAUAUUAACAGGUUUCACGUCAUGCAGCAAUAUUGAAACAUUUUGCUCUUGCUGAUUGAUCAAAGCUUUUUUAUUUCUGUGUUUCAAUGCAAGAAAAUGUUUCCCCGGUGCCGCUGACAUCUUACCUCUCACACCUUAACACAUCAGAAGACAUGGAGGAUCAUGAGUCGCCGCCAGGGGACGGGGAGGAGGAAGAGGAGGAGGAAGAAGAGUUAAUCGUUCUUGACUCUGAACAUCCGCUGGUCAGAAGGCAACAAGCUGCUCUGAGCAGACAGCUGAGAAAUCAGCUGGAGAGGAUCGACCUGGGACUGAAGGAAAAGGUGGCAAUGGAGAAGGAAGAGGAUAAGCACCUUCAGGGGUUGGGAGUUGGGAUGUACACGGUGCAGGAGCAGCUGGCCAGGCUGCAGACCAAACUGGAUGACCAUCAUCAGAACAAGGCCGAGGCUGAGGCCAAACGUCAGCAGGCCAAGGCUCAGCUGGAGGAGAUCAAGAGACAGUAUUCCAAUAUCAGCAGCCAAGACAGAAAAGACAAAGCCAACGCGUCCCAGUUACAGGCGGAGUUAGACGACCUGAUGCGGCAUCUCGUCUUCACACAACGACUCAGUGAAGAUCUGAGCUCUAACGUCAAAGCCCUGAAGAAUGCCAGACGCAAAGCGGGAGCUGAGAAGAACCAGGCCGAAGAGCAGAAGUUCAAGCAGGAUAUGUAUGUGGAGCGUCUUACAAAGGACAAGGAGAGGCUGACGGAGCAGAUAGCCAUGUAUGAGGCCCAGGGCAAAGCUCAGGCAGAGGAGACCCAGGCAGCCAAAGAGGCUCUCUCUGAGGCUGAGAUGGAAAUGGCGUCUCUGGUGAUGGCGCGUAACCAGCUGUUGCAGCAGUGGAGCGGAAGCCUGGUGGGCAUGAGGAGGCGAGACGAGGCCUUCAGCGCCAUGCAGGAGGCUGUGCGCACCGUCGAGCACCAGGUGAUCUUGCUGGACAGAGAGAUUGAAGGCUACAAGAGAUCCACCAAUGAAGAGCAGGAGGAAAAUGAGAAGCUAACUAUGCAGCUGAACUGGUCCCAUAUGGACGGUGCCACCUCCAAGAAGCUGAUCAGUCAGAAGCAGGCCCAGGGAGAGGCCCUGCAGGCGCACUACAGCUCCUGCCUGCGCACCCUGAGGGAGACGGAGCGCACCCUCGCCAGGCUCUCUAAGGAAACAAUAACCCACCACGCUGAAGUCAUCGAUCAGAGGAGGCAGUUGCAGAAAGAGAGUGCUGCGCGUCUGGAGACAGAGGACAAGAUCAUGACCCACAUCCAGGAGAAGCUCACCCACAACAAGGCUGCCAAGUUCUCCCAGCGGCAAACCAGCAAGAUAGCCACACUCAAGAGGGAGAAGACCUUUCGGUUGUGGCAACUGGAGAAUGAUGUGGUGACGGUGGGACAGGAGAUCAGCAAGGCCAGCCAUCAUCUGGAGAACCUGGGCCUCACCACGGAGGCUUUAGACAAUGAGAUCAUGGAGUCCAACAAGUUGCUGACGGCCAUCCAGGCUAAGAUGUCCUCCUUUGUUGCACUCAUCGCGCAAAAGCAGUCCACCGUCACCAACUGCAACAAAAAGAUCUAUCAGAUUGCGGCCAAAACUGGGCACGAGGAUCUGAGUCCUCUGCAAAUCAAGAUAGAGGCAAUAAGGGUUCAGAUCGGGGAGCUGGCAGCGAAAAUCAAGAGUGACCAGCAGCUCUGGAUGAUGCGUCAGGGGACUCUGGUAGCAAUGACCCAGGAGAUAGAAGCCAACAGCAAGGAGACGCUAAAACUGCAAACAGAAUACACUGCCAUGCAGCAGAAGAAAAUACGCCUGGAGAGUGAGAUUGAGGAGGAGCACCGUGAGGAGACGGAGCUGGAGAAGAAUGCGAAGAUGCUGAGAGGAGACGUGCUGAAGCUCAACACCCUGCUGAGCAAGAACACACAGCUGAGCCAGGCGCUGGCACAGGAGAACGCUCUGAGGGAGACGGACUUCCUGCACAGACUUAAGGAGGCAGAGCGGGAGUCUAUCCAGAUGCAGAUCAAACACGAGAAGACCCAGGAGGAGAAGGAGAGGCUCGUCAACAGCCUGGUGGAAGCUGAGCAACAGAUUAUGCUGUGGGAGAAGAAGACCCAGAUUGUGAAAGAGACCCGUUCAGCUGUGGACUCGGAGGUGGGCCAGGGAGACAUCCAGUCAAUGAAGGCCGAGAUACACCGUAUGGAGUUGCGACUGAACCAGCUGAGGAAGCAGCAGGAGCGACUGCUGAGGGAGAGUGAAGCUCGUGACUCUGCAGAGCCGCAUGAAGAAGCUGCAGGGGGUGUGUGAGGACAGCUACCGAGCCUCAACCAGCAGCGAGUCGGUCGGAGCUGCUCUGCAGAGCCAGAUGGAGCGUGUGCGCGCUGUUGGCACCAUCCUGCAGCGCGUGUGUGAGGAGUUCCCCCAGCACAAGGGGGCGCUCCGUACGCUGGCGCUAGCACUAGCAGCUGGCACACAAACAGCUGACACACAGGUC